CGGUGUUGUUUCAGUUCGCGCCGGAACCACCAACAGCACUUGAAAGAACACUUUGGGAAAACUAUAAAAAAUAUUUUGGGAAAGUCAUGGCGAGCACUGAAAAGGACGUGUGAAGCCAAAUAUCUUGGACAACGACUGCCGUGCAACCACUGUCAGUCACGCACAAUGACGACCGACUUCGGGACCAGCCCAUUUGUGUCCAGCAAUCCGAACGCCAGCUGCAGUGCAUCCCGCUGGCUGACGGAGGAGGUGUUUAAGCUGAUCGACAUUGUCCAGCGCGACGAGGCCAUCUAUAAUCCGCGCCACAAGUACUACUUCUGCCGGCCAUACGUAGAGAACUUCUGGCGCGAAGUGGACCAGAAGCUGGAAAAGAACCCCGGCGCCAGCCUGGCCAAAUGGACCAAUCUGCGCAUCUCCUUCCGGCGCGAGUACACCAACUACAUCGAGGAGAAGGUACCUCCCUGUUGGUCCUACUUUGAUCGCAUGUUCUUCCUGCAUCCGUAUUUGCGGAAAAAGCAUCAGCAGCCAAAGUCUCUGGAUACCCAGGUGCAGGACGCGCUGGCUCAUCUCUCUAGCCUUUCCAACCGCAUGCAGCGGGAGCGGUCCGUGGUCAUUCCGGCUAGCAGCAGCAGCGGUCAGCCCACGCCCUCGGCCCAUCAGUCGCCCCAGGCGCAGCAACUGGAUAACUACCUAGAUUACUUCGACGAGGCGGAGCACAACAACUCCGAGCUUGAGGACAUUAUAGAGGAGGAGCAACAACAACAUCGGAGUAGCCGGUACCGCAAUCAACUAGACAGCAACGACAUCAAGUCGGAGUGCGAGGAGCCUGCAGAUGACUACGAACAGGAGCCGCACGACCAGGAGGAGGAUGACCAAGAGGACCAGGAUAUGCAAAAGAUGGCAGCCACCCCCUCCAGUUCUUCUUCAGCCAUGGAUAUCCAGCGUCGUUAUAUCCAACAUCAGCAACCGCAGCCACAACCGCACACCGCUCGAAUGCAGUUGGGCCGCCCGCAGAUGCGGGCCUAUUUGGAUGACAUGCGUGGAGCAAUUCGUCCGCGGUCCCAGGAACUGCAGGCUACUACAACAGCCGUAGCAGGUGUCAACUAUGCCUCCCAGCAGGGUACACAUUCGAACAUUUCCUUUGUGCGUCCCACGUUCAGCAAGCCCGUUGAUCUGGUCAGCACCACAACGCACACCGCGGGUGGUGGAGGCGGCAGUGGAGUGGCAACCACGACUGCGUCGUCUGAAGCCGAGCUACCCACGCCCUCCUCGGCGGCGGCGGUGGCUACGCCCGUUAUCGCACCCAGCAACAGUGCCAACGCCAGCAGCGGCUACCUAAGCCAGCGGCAUGCCCACAACCAUGUUCACAGUGGCCACCACCCGGCUGCGCCGCCCCCGCUGCCGCUGAGAUUGGAAGCAAGCAACUCAGCAGGAAGUGCGCCCAUUUCAAAUGGAGGCGUUAGUGGCGGCGUAGAGCUAUGCGACUGCAAAACCGAUCCGGAUGCCAUGUUCUUGAUGAGUCUGCUGCCGGACAUCCAGAAGCUAAACGGACGCGACCGUGGCAAGAUCAAGAUUGCCUUCCAGAACAUCCUGCAGGACUACCUAUAUCCAGACUAGUGUCUCUAGAUCUCUGUGAAUACUUUCCGCUUAUAUGGCAGGGGAACAGAUCCGGCUCAGCCGCAGAGUUCCGCUUUUAUUCUUAUGUUUGUUUCCUUGUAAUUUUUGUUGAGAAUUACCCCCAAGCUUUGCUAUGCAAAAACAAAGUAUCCUUAAACCGUUUUGAACACUAUCAGCUUACGAAUAUUAAGUGUAUAAAUAUUUA
This is a messenger RNA of Drosophila serrata, 1822 nucleotides long. RefSeq lists its product as uncharacterized. The record is from RefSeq and is a predicted model, not a curated record. Gene Ontology annotation, cellular component: transcription regulator complex; nucleus. Gene Ontology annotation, molecular function: DNA binding. Gene Ontology annotation, biological process: regulation of transcription by RNA polymerase II. NCBI's taxonomy places the organism in Eukaryota, Metazoa, Arthropoda, Insecta, Diptera, Drosophilidae.